ACUACAUUAGAUUUCGAGUUUGACGAUUAUGCUAAAUAUUUUUACUAGCAUAGAGAGAGAUAUUUACUGGAUAUAUUUGUAGCUUGGCGUUGUUUCCAUUUCCGAUUACAGACUUUAAUGCAAUUCCCCCUGAUCAUUAACAAACUUGAUGGUCAGAUAUUUGAAAAAAAGGAACUGAGAGUGUUUAUCAUUCAGAUUAAUAUAUGGAUUAUUCGGCGGAAAAUAUGGAUACCGACGACACUUCUGAAGAAGAUAUACAGAGGUUACUGGAGCGGACCAGACAGAGACGAGAGAUGCUAAACCAGAAGCUAGGGAAAACCCCAGAACCUAUGCCAAGGAAACGUGUGCUCGAAGAUAGCACCACCGAAAAUGUUGUGAUCAAAAGUAAAGAUGAAGAAUCCCCUGGGAAGAGACAAUGUCUAAGGGAGGAAGCUAUGCAGAUGAAAGCAGAUACACCGGCAAUCCUCGGUGUUAAGUCUCGCAUGCAGCAGAUUGUCAAGACCAGGGAUGAACAAGGUGAAACAUCUAUCUUGCCGGCAACAGGGAGUCAUGAGUCACCUGUCAAGGAGAACAAUGGAACUCGAUCAAGGAGAGGCAGAUUGGCCAAACUGGCUGCCAACAUCAAUAACUGGGAGGAUGAUCUGAGCCACCCAUCCAUCCAAAAAAAAGAGGAGAAGAAGCCUAAGUGGCAACCACCUAGGAUAGACUCUGGAUCUGAUAGUACUGGGUCUCCAGCCAGAUCACCGGUAAAAGCUCACAACCCCAGCAAGUCAGCUGCACCCCCACCUCCACCUCCUCCCCCAGUCAUCAGCUCACCUGCUGUUUCAUCUCCUAAAAGGACCACAGCCACCUCUGCCUCACCUGCCAAACAUGUGAGUCAGCAUUCAGUUAAGCUGAAUUCUCCAGCAAAGAACUCACAGACCAAGCACAAGAUUCGUCAGUUGGUUGACCAGGUUCCUGUCAAUGCUAAAGAUCAGACUGAUUUACAAGAGUGGGAUGAGGAUCCAACAGAAAAGCCCAUUAGAGAACGUUUGAAUUCAUGGAAAAAUGCAGAUACACCGAAGAAGAAAGCUGUGGAUCCGUCUGAAAAGCCCAUGUCUUCCAAACUGGCAACCUGGGAAAAGGUGUCUAGCACCCCAACCAAAACAGCAGUGGCUAAGAAGGUCCACCAACCCGCCCGGCAGAUGGCAACCCCAGUUUCAGAUAAACCACCUCUGCCGAGACCUGUGUCUGUAUCAAAACAGACAACAGAGAGCUCAGAACAGGGUGGGGAUCCUGCAUCCAGGCCUGUGUCAUCACGGAUGGCAUCUUGGCAGCAAAGAGUUGAUGAUGAGACACCUCAAAAGGAAGAGGAACCUACUGCCUACUCCGUGGGAGCCAGGAUGUCAGCGUGGGAGGACAUGUCAUCCAGUAACCAGGUUGCACACAUAAAAAAAGUUGAUCCUGGGGCCUGUUCUCCAACCAAAUCUCCUAUGAGAACACCUGCUCCUGUCAAUAAAACACCUGCUGCUAAAAAUAAAAACCUAACCCCACGCAAGAGCUUUAAGGACAGUAUUGUAGAGAAGGCAGGGCAGUUGAAGAAUUCUCCUGUCAAGUCUACACCUGUGAAAUCAACCUCGGUGAAAUUACAGCCAGGAGCUUCCCCAGGAAAGGUUGGCAGUGCAACCAAGAUGAUGCAGCAGCGCUUGUUGGAGCAGGCCCAGCACAGUAAGACGGACGACAUUGCAGACAAGCUGAGGAGGGAUAGGAUGAAUGAGUUGGCCAGCCUGCAGAACAGGUGGCAGAAUGGCAUGCUGAAGGAAGAUGUCCAACCGACGUCGCAAACUGACCAGAAUAAGCCUGUAGCUUAUGAGACCAAGUUGUCGGAAUCCGAGGAAGAGCCGUCAAAGGUUGAGGACAGACGUGAGGCCAUCAAGGCCCAAGCUAGGGCAGAUUUUGAAAGAAAACUUGCUGCAAUGGGAUUUGACAUUUCAGAGGACACAGCUUCCUACACUUUCACAAACAAGGACCAACCAAAGUCUGAAAGCCAGCCCCCGGCACGACCCCCUGCUCCCAAAACAGGGUCACAGCAAGGGCAGAGUAGUAUUUACAGACUGAUUUCACAGAAACGUGGUGGUAAUGAGAAACCAAAUGUGACCCGCAGUGAAUCCACAAAGCGUGUCCAGUUUGAAGAAGGUGAUAGUUUUGACAGUACAGAUGGAGAGGAUUUGGUUCCUCAGCGACAUCAGCACCCUCCUAUUAUGUCUACUGAAGAGGAAACGGAUGACAUGGACUACACAGACACACAGUCGGAGGGAACCACAACUCAGGAUGAGGAGGAAUAUGCUGCACAGAAAAACGAACAAGUAUUUAUAGACGAUGAAUCAGACAGUGAUGAUGUUAGUUUAAGUGCGUUUGUGCCCGCGUCUGUCCGUAGACAGAGUGUUCUCCCUCACCGACCGGAUGAAAAAGAGAGGCAACGCCAAGGCCAGCAGCAAAAGGUGCGUGAACCUGUUGCACCAGUGCCAGCCAGUGUGCGUCACCAAAGUACAACCAACUUACGAAGACUUGUGCAGGAGGAAAGUUCCAGCAGUCUGGAUAGUGAGAGUUCUGCCUCCAGUAGUCAGAGUUCCCUUGGUCAGCCACCACGGCGACAUGAUUACACAAAUGACUCGGAUGAGGGAGACGAGCAAGGUGUCAGCGAUCUUCUGGAUGAGGCAAUAGGUGCAGAGGAUGACACUGAUGAUGAGGUUGUGUACAGGCACAGACAACCAGUGGCUGCCCCUCGCCACCAUAGACACGAGAGCUAUGCUAUUGCCAACGACAGCCAACCUGUCUAUAGUGUUACCAGCUACAGAAACUCGCAGAACAUUGACUGGAGUUCAGAAGGGAAAAAGAAAAUUGUGAGAAAUAGGACAUACUCAGCAGAUGUGGUGGAGGAGGACAUCCAGAUGCCAACUAGCCUUCCAAGGGACAUAGAGAGCAAAUCUAUUAAGGAGAGGAUACAGGAAUUGCAUGAGCUGGUGAGCCAGGAGCAGAGUGUCAUAAUGCAGACGAGCAAUGCCCUGAAUCAGUGUUGUGCUGCCAACUCUCACUUUGCAGGCUCGGCAGAGCAGGUCGAGUGUCACCGACUGCUGCUUCUCUCAUGCCAGAAGCGACUUGCUUACCUGACUGAGGUACAGAGACUGAAGGAUUCUGGCCAACUGGACCCCCCAGGUACUGGACCAAAGGGCUCACUGACCAUCAGUGACAUCAGACUGCCCCUCAAGAAGGACUUUGUCACUAGGAUAGGCAGUGUGCAGGGUAGCUAUGAAGACAUUAAUGAGAACUGUUCUGGCAUUACAGAUAACACUGUACACUAUUUCCUGAUACUGAUACGGAACCACACACAGGUGAUCGUUACCCAGAUGUUGUCCACACAUGACCCUAUGAUGAGGGGCAGCCUUGACUUUCCAAACCUCAUCAAGAUACAUGGCAUAUCAGGCAGCUUCAAACUCUGUAUGGAGAUCUAUAGCAUGUCUGUUUCAAAAGAAUAUUCAGCAAAAGAUAAGAAAAGAAAAACACCAAAGAAAGCGCUGAAAUCGACUAGCAUUACAGGUCCAAGUCCAGGGGGUCCUACUGCCGUGAGAACAACCAGCUUUACUCUCAUCACCACAAUACCCAUCACCAUGAGACACCUCGACAAGAGCAGCUUCACAUUAGAAAGGAUACCCUACCUGUCACCUCUACACGGAACCAUUUAUAUGAGACUCAAGUGCUUGAUGGAACAAAAUGUGGAAGAGCGUGGAUUCCUGACAAUGUUUGAGGAUGUCAGUGGUUUGGGGGCAUGGCAUAGGAGAUGGUGUGUACUCACCGGUAACAAACUCUGUUGGUGGAAAUACCCCAACGACGAGACACGCAAGGAGCCAAUAGGAAUGAUGGAUUUGAAGCGAUGUAUAACAGAAAAGAUUGGCCUGAUUCCCCGGGAUGUCUGUGCCAGACCAAACACAUUUGAGUUGGCCACCGUACGACAGCCACGUAGGGGAGAACCAGACACACUGGUCACCAAGACUUACAACACCAUGACAACCACACGACACAGGCUGUCUGCAGACACGAAAGAGGAGAGGAUCAUGUGGUGUAACAAAGUUAAUAGAGCUCUGGCCAACAUACGUACCUGGCACUCGGACGCCAUGCGACCCAUCAAAGCUUCCAGGAAAAACUGAUCCAUUUUUUCAUCUGCAACAUUUUACACGCAUGUCUUUCAUCAUUCACCUUUAUCACAAAACAUGGUUGUUGGUUGCCAUGGUUGAUUUGUCAUUGUGUUCCAGUGCUAGAAAUAUGCCAAUUUUUACCAUGUUUUUUAGAUCAUAGUUUAAAUAAUCUGCCUAUCAUGAUAUUAUAUAAUUAAUUAUUACUGGUAUAAUGAUUAAUGUAUUACUCAGCUGAUUGAAGAUGUAUCUCCUAUAAUCUUGGUCAUGCAAGGGUUCAAGCAUACAAGCUUUUUAUUUAGUAUAUAUACAAGUACUUUUUCUGAUGUCAAAGUAGAUCCAUAUGUAUGUUUAUCAAGUUGGUGACACGUCAUACACAUGUACAAAGCAGUCCUUUUUUAUCUGUGAUUAUGUAUAUAGUUUAUGUAAUAGCACAUUUAACAAAUAACUGUUGUCCGACAAUGUUUUCCCUGUGAUUGUACAGUUUUGUCCUCUUCCUCCCCAAUAUCUUACUUCUUCCUUAUUCUGUCAUUACAUCUACUCUCUAAUAGUUAGCUGAAACCAGGUAUAGGUUGCUAUGGACUGAUUUAGUAUUAUAUAUGUUUAUAAAUUUUUAAAAACAUCUUUUUACUUUCAAUUUGUCUCUUCUAUCUUUUUUUCUGUCUUUCUAUUUGUGUCUAUCAUUACAGUAGUAAUGUGUGCAAUGUUUGUACCAGUUUUUGUAGCAUUGUAAUGUUGGUGUGUAAGGGAACAGUAACAAUAUUCCACUAAUCGACAUAUCAGGUUGGUGGAAGGUCCAUUUAUCAGCAUUGUAAAAUGUGUAUGGGUAGAAUGGUAGUUCACACUGAAUAACCUCAGUUUAUCAUGUGUUUGAUUUAACAUAAUGUUUAAUAUUUUAGUAUCAACAAUAAAAAAUUCAAACAUUUAUGCUGCAACAUGCUUUGGUUGUUUGAACACUAGGAAAACUUUGUCUUCCCAUGUCAGAGGAAUGCCAACAUACAUAUCUCUCAUUUACCUUUACUGAUUUUGAUUAAAAUAGAAUGCUUUAGAUAUCAAACAGGUCUGAAUCUAGGAUGUGUCAACAUUUUGUAAUAAUUGAGCCAACAUUGUUGAAACAAGUAUAUUUUGGUAAAACUUAAAUAUAUAUAUCUAUAAAUAGAAUUAUUGUGACAUCUGCAAUAUAGAUUAGACGUACAUUUAUGUCGUGUUUCAAAGUAAUUCGCCCCAGACUCAACUGUUCACUGCUCACAACUUUAUAUAUAAUAAGCCAUCAUUAUUCAGGCUCUAUACAAUCUAUAAAACUAACUUAUUAACCUAUGAUUAGAUAGACAGGUACUAAAAUGAGCACUGGUCUUAGUCCUCAAUUCAAACCUGAAUGUGGAAAAGAUGUAUUUCUAGAUAUGAUCCUCAUUCCUGAAAUCUGUUUAUUAUAAAGGGGUGAGCUUAUCAUACUAAGGCCAUCAGCUGGUUUAAUAUGAAGAAAUGGCUGGAUCAUUGUGCUCAUAAAUGUAUCAUGUUUAGUAUUGAAUAAAAUAGUUUAAACCAACCCUGAAUAUAUUACUUGAAAAAUAGGGUUUAAAUAGAGUACUAACUGACUUUGCAGUUAAACAUGAGUUGAACAGUUGUGACCUGAUGGGGUGUAUGUACUGCAGGUAAUUAUAAAUAUAAUCUGUGUAUCUUCUAAAAGGCACGCACCGGUGUGUUAUGAACAGUACAGCAUUUCUCAACUGAGAAAGAACGAAAGAAAGAAAAAUAUGUUUGGGAUUAGAUUUUGAGUUGAUGAAUCGGUUUCCAUACUUGAAUGAGGCUCUUGCCACUAACUGCAGGAAAGUUAAUUAGUGAAUAGUGAAGGAGUCUGAAUAACAUGUGUAAGAUCUACAUAUUUUUGUUAUAGAAUUGUAAUUUAUUAAUAUUAGAAAGAUUGAUGAGUGUGUAGCUCAUGUGCCACAGGUUUUCUAAUAAAUGUUUUAACAGACA
Mizuhopecten yessoensis (Yesso scallop) is the source of this 6146-nucleotide messenger RNA. Its product is annotated as anillin-like. Gene Ontology annotation, biological process: actomyosin contractile ring assembly; mitotic cytokinesis; septin ring organization. Lineage: Eukaryota; Metazoa; Mollusca; Bivalvia; Pectinida; Pectinidae. The transcript has 18 exons. Bases 204 to 4184 code for a protein of 1326 amino acids. The record is from RefSeq and is a predicted model, not a curated record. Gene Ontology annotation, cellular component: actomyosin contractile ring.